AUGGACGUCAAAGGGACCUCAAAUCAGCCCCAAGAACAGGCUGAGAAAGACCUACAUUUCACAGAUCAUCUCGAGCAGAUCUCGACAGACUCUGGAAACAAAGAUGCCAUCAUUGAGAAAGGUCCAGUCGAACGAAUCCAGGAUUGGACGCCAGAAGAGGAGCGUAAGAUAGUAUGGAAGAUAGACUUCCGCGUCUUCCCCAUGCUCUGCGUUGUCUUCGGUCUCUCACUCCUCGACCGCACCAAUAUCUCAGCAGCUUUCAUCGCCGGCAUGAGCGUCGACCUUGAGCUCACGGGCUCUCGCUACAACAUCGCCCUACUAGUCUUCUUCAUCGGAUACGGACUCUUCGAGCUACCUUCCAACUUCGUCAUUCGCCGUCUUGGAGCCCGAUGGUGGCUGAGCUUCCUCAUCGUCUCUUGGGGAUGUUGUGUCUUGGGUAUGGGGUUCAUCCAUCGAUGGACGCUCCUCGCAGUACUCCGGGCCCUGCUGGGAGUCUUUGAGGCCGGCCUUUUCCCAGGAGCCGUUUUCAUCAUUGGCAGCUGGUAUAGACAGUACGAGAUUGGCAGAAGAAUUAGCAUCUUCUAUAUGGCGUCGUUGAUCUCGUCUGGCUUCGGACCUAUCUUUGCCUAUGCGCUGUCUUUGAUCAGCGUUGGUGAUGGCAUGUACUCGCAAGGAUGGCGAUGGAUCUUCAUCAUUGAGGGCGUCGUCACCGUCGUUGCUGGGUUGGUGUCGCCGUUCUUCCUCAUCGAAUUUCCGGAAAAGGUCAAAUUCCUGAACGAGCGUCAAAAGCACAUCGCUUUGGAACGAGUUGCGAUCGAGAAACGAGAUAAGGACAUAGUUCAUCCAAACAUCAAACAGACACUCGGCAUGCUCUGGGACUGGAAGCUGCUGCUCUAUUCGAUUAACUACUUCAUCGCUGCGUCGUCUGUGUAUUCCCUGGCCUUCUUCAAGCCUAUCAUCCUCCGAGAAGGGAUGGGCUUCCCCUAUGCCAAAGCCCAGCUUCUCUCGUCGCCGCCUUAUGUCUUCGCCAUCAUCGCUUCCAUUUCAGCCGCUUGGGUUUCGGACAAGAUCCGUCUCCGAUGGGUCAUCCUCAACUUUCAAGCUCUUGUGGCUAUCAUCGGUCUCCUAAUCAUCCUCUACACGAAACCGCCAGGCGUUCGCUACUUUGGGAUUUUCCUGGCGACUUACGGCACACAAGCUAACAUUCCUGGUACACUGACAUAUGGCCAGAACCAGAUUUCCAGGCUAGAGAAAAAGGGCGUCGUAGCUGCCGCUAUGAUCUCUGCUGGUGCCAUCGGUGGUGUCUGUGGCUCGACGAUUUUCCGCGAUCAGGAUAGUCCCUUGUAUCUUCCUGGUAUGUGGGCGACGAUUGCAUUGCAGAUGCUGCAUAUUGUGAUUACUUUUUGCAUGUCGAUGUACUUCAAGCGACAGAAUGCGAAGGCAGAUCGCGGGGAGGUGUUGGAGGGUGUCAGCGGGUUUAGAUACGCUCCGUAG
Molecule: messenger RNA, 1494 nt
Organism: Zasmidium cellare ATCC 36951
Lineage: Eukaryota; Fungi; Ascomycota; Dothideomycetes; Mycosphaerellales; Mycosphaerellaceae
Exons: 4
Coding region: 1-1494 (497 amino acids)
Biological process (GO): transmembrane transport
Cellular component (GO): membrane
Molecular function (GO): transmembrane transporter activity
Source: RefSeq, a predicted model, not a curated record